ACUCAAGACGAAAAAAGUUGCCCCUGGUCAUGAAAAAAAAAAGCUAUCGGAAGCAAGAGAGAGUCCAGAAAUCACCAAGAAAAAUCCAGAGGGCGGACAUUCCUUUAAGCCUGGAAUUCGUUUUUUAUCUCCCUAAGCAAGAUGGUUGUAUCGCCUGUACGAAGGGAGCAUUUGUAGGCUAAAUCUUGCGGAUAUAGUCUAUUAAAGUUGUCAGAGUAUUCGCGGGUUGGCAGUGGACUAAGUUGUCUGACUUUCGAGUCGCUAACUUGCCACAAGAAGGCUAAUUUACUCAAGGCGGCUGCGGAAGAAAGGUAAUCGGCGAUCAUUGACCAGACCAGCACGGAGUAGGACCAUGUCAACUGAAGAAAGAUAUAAGUUGGUGGUCGUGGGCGGUGGAGGUGUGGGGAAAAGCGCCCUCACUAUUCAGUUCAUUCAGUCAUACUUCGUGUCUGACUAUGACCCGACCAUUGAAGACUCGUACACUAAAAACUGCAACGUGGAUGGAAAGGAGACAAGAUUAGACAUCCUUGACACAGCAGGACAAGAGGAGUUCGGAGCGAUGAGAGAGCAGUACAUGCGCUCCGGAGAGGGUUUCUUAUUGGUGUUUGCUCUUAAUGAUAGUGGCAGUUAUGAUGAAAUACAGAAAUUUCACACUCAGAUAUUGCGGGUGAAGGAUCGAGAUGACUUUCCUAUGGUUCUUGUUGGCAACAAAUCAGAUCUUGACCAGCAGAGAGUGAUCUCGAGAGAUGAGGCCAUGUCGUUUGCCCGAGAAAACAGGAUCCACUAUAUGGAGUCGUCAGCUAAGAACCGCCACAAUGUGGACGAAGCCUUCAUGGAGGUUGUGCGAGCAAUAAGGAAGUUUCAGGAGACGGAGAGUCCACCGCUCCCCGCUAAUCACGCGGGGAAGCAGAAGAGUGGUGGCUGUCCCUGCACCCUGCUCUGACUGCCCCUCUGCACUGUUGCCUAGGAGACUGAAGCCCUCACUCUCACGCCUGGUGCCUUAUAUGUCUACACAGUGUGUAUGCGUGUGUUUGUGCGUGCGUCUGUGUGUGUGUGUGUGUGUAUGGCACUGUAUGCAUCAGUGUUUUAGUGGCUUUUACAGUAUGUAUGUAUGAAUUGGUUUCCAAGAAGAAACUAGGCUAUAUCAAAUGAGAGCAAACCGUGAAUCUGUCGGAAAGAGGGAGUUCUUGCAUUUCGUCCACAUGCAUUGUAAAAUCAUGCUCUCGAUUUUAGAUUUAAACACAGUGUUUGUUUAUUUCCACCAUAGUAUGAGAUCGCAGACUGAUUGUGUGCCACAAAAGAGAUUUUUUUUCAACAAUACAGACAACGUAUAUUUAAACAACCACAUAAGUGAUCAUAGGCCGUGCUGACGAAGCUCUCGAUGUCGUUUGCAUGUCACAUAUUGGGUUCCUGACUCAAAAAGAAAAGUCAGAAAGUAUUUUAUUGGAGCCCAGAGCUCUGUUCAGCCUGUCUUCUCUCGAGGGAUUCAUUUAGUCAGUGAGACUGCACUGAAAUGGCUGCUCUAGUCUACACCUUGCUUCCCAUCAGUGGCAAGAAUAUAUUCAGCCAGCUUGUUUUUAUUAAUUUCUUCUUGAUAAAGCAAUGUGGGAUGACAUGAUGUGGUUUUAAUAAUUGAGUAUUUUUAGGUAGCGUGGAAACAGUGGGUCCAGUAUCUGCAAUGCUAGUAUUCAUACAAACCAAAGGCUAUACUGUACAUGUUUGCACACCCAGCUUUGUCAUCGUAAAUAGUUAUCUAAUGUAGUUUAACACUAAAAAUGGACAAAUUGUGUGGUUUUAUUGUGGGAUUAUUUUGAUCUUUUUUUUAUUUUGUUUUAGUUUGGAUUUGAAGGUACUUCUAUUUGUGCGUAUAUGCAGAACAAGGCAGUCUGUCUCCAGGUUCACAUGCUAUUGUAUAUGACAUGCUCGUGAUUUUUGCACCUUCAUUCGUAGAUAGUGAUGAAAAAGUGAAUUGCCAAAUGAAUUUACUAACAAAGCAUGGUAUUAAUCAGUGUUGUAAGGGAAUGAGUCACUCUGUAAAUAGGCAGAACGACCUCGUUCAGGGUGAGGAUAUAACAAGACUAGGUGCUUUUCCUUUUCACACUAGUUGUUCUUAAGGUAUACUCGUCUCUCGUGGGAGUCGCUACACCGCCUUUAAUCAAGGGAUAUGGAUUUUUUUGUUUCAAACUGUGGCAAAUUCUGUUGUAGAACAGGUUUGUCAGCUGCAAAUAACAACAAAGCACUAUUUAAUUUGCAAUGUUAGCAGAAUUACACAAUAAUAGGAUGAUUCUCAUUCAUAUCAUUUCAAUAUCAUGUCUUAAGUCUGAUUAUUUCAGUUUUUUAAUUUAAGCUGUUUUUGUUGGCUCUGGAGAAAUAUCAGACACCAUUUAUCUUCCAGUUUUGUAUCUAAAUCUAACAAUAUUCUUUUGUACACAAUUAAAAAUUGUCAUGUAAGACUUUA
Messenger RNA from Labeo rohita (rohu), 2458 nucleotides. It is a transcript of the gene rras, whose product is annotated as RAS related. The record is from RefSeq and is a predicted model, not a curated record. NCBI's taxonomy places the organism in Eukaryota, Metazoa, Chordata, Actinopteri, Cypriniformes, Cyprinidae. Gene Ontology annotation, molecular function: GTPase activity; GTP binding; GDP binding. Gene Ontology annotation, cellular component: plasma membrane. The coding region runs from base 353 to 943 and encodes 196 amino acids. The transcript is spliced from 7 exons. Gene Ontology annotation, biological process: signal transduction.